This is a messenger RNA of Orcinus orca (killer whale), 1115 nucleotides long. RefSeq names its product SFT2 domain containing 1 (gene SFT2D1). Gene Ontology annotation, cellular component: membrane. Lineage: Eukaryota; Metazoa; Chordata; Mammalia; Artiodactyla; Delphinidae. Gene Ontology annotation, biological process: vesicle-mediated transport. The transcript has 9 exons. Bases 203 to 622 code for a protein of 139 amino acids. The record is from RefSeq and is a predicted model, not a curated record.
GAAGGGCGGUUGCGGCCCAGGAGCAGGGCCAUGGAUAAGCUUCGGCGAGUCCUGAGCGGCCAGGACGACGAGGAGCAGGGCCUGACUGCACAGCACCUCUUGUGAACAGGAUUCUGGACUAGUCUGAGGGUUCAGAGACUGAAAGCCAGGCAUCUGCUCUAACCAGUUUGGCGAAUCGUAAUGGUAAUACAAGAACCCAUAAAUGGUCCUGGACGCCUCGUCCCUCAGUUUCAACACCAGGCUGAAAUGGUUUGCCAUAUGCUUCGCCAGUGGCAUCGUCUUCUCUAUUCUUGGAACUGGAUUACUGUGGCUUCCUGGUGGCAUAAAGCUUUUUGCAGUGUUUUAUACCCUUGGAAAUAUUGCUGCCUUAGCCAGUACAUGCUUUUUAAUGGGACCCGUGAAACAACUGAAGAAAAUGUUUGAAACAACGAGAUUGCUUGCAACGAUUGUUAUGCUGUUGUGUUUCAUACUUACCCUGUGCGCUGCUCUUUGGUGGCAUAAGAAGGGGCUGGCCUUAUUAUUCUGCAUAUUGCAGUUCUUGUCAAUGACCUGGUAUAGUCUGUCGUACAUCCCGUAUGCAAGGGAUGCAGUAAUUAAAUGCUGUUCUUCUUUGCUGAGUUAAAAAUCAGAAACUCUUUGAAAAGACCAUUUGAAAGCUGAUGUUCUGUUUUUGGUGAAGUAUACUUUUCCUGAUACAGUAAUCACUCCAAAAAAACAACUGCACUGACCAUUUAAGACCAUUUUGUAUACUGAUAAAAACUACAUGCUAAUUAAACUGUUAAAUGCUUGUGAUGUUAAAUUCAUUUUGUGUCAUUAAGAUGCUCUUCCAGAGAUAAGGAGAUUUUAAUCAUUGCCACUUGUAAAUGAUUUUUAGCCAGUUUUUUUAAUGUUUUCUAAACAGCAUCUGAGAUGUGUAUAUUUAAUGGUAAACCUAUGCUGCAAGAUAUAUUCAGCUUUUUUGGUGGUUUUAAAAUGUCUACAUUUUAAAAAUAUCUUAUUAAAAUAAAAACUUUAAAUGUGAAAUUUUUUAUAAGCUAAAAAUUGCUAAUUAUAUGUAAUAAAAAUAAUAUAUAAAUCUUUAUAAUUUUGAAAUAAACCCACACUUGGGAAAAACA